GAAGAACGGAGACGCAAGUCAACCGUCCGCAGAAACUGUGUGCCGAUCCGACGAAUUUCCACCUGAAGACAUGGAAAGAUGUUUAAAUCCCCUGAAGCUCAGGAGGAUUUUGAAGCUGGUGAUUUGAGUGUUUUACAGAAGGGGAAAGUGAUCGCAGCACUUUUGCCAUUUUUGCAACAGCACAUGAAGACACCAAGCCAAUAAUCCUUUCUGUGUUUUCCCCCUAAUUUUUCAGCUUUGCAUUGUUCUUGGAAAGUUGUGUGCCCCCUGUUGCAAAUUCCCUGAGCCAUUUUGGGAGUUUGACACUCUUAGGUCCUGUCUACCUCCAGUUGGCACAGAUAAAGACUCAGUUGGCUCUCAACCAUCUGAAUGCAAUUGCUGGCCGAUGCGUCACUCCCCCUGCAAUUGCUUCACCUGCUUUGACCUUGCUCAACUUUCUUGAGGUCACCAUGUCACAUCCAAUAUAUAAUCCCCUUGGGGGGACAUUCCCUAAUGGUCAGAGACCCAUUGUGCCUGGACAGUAUGGGUCUCUGGGGUCACAGCCUGGACUGGAGCUGGGGGCUGCCCGUCUUGGCCCAGGUUCCAUGUCCACUUCUCGUGGGGGAUUGAUGGUUAACCAGCAGAUGCCUUUCUCGUUGGGACAGUGUCAAUCGCAGAUUUCCCUGAACCUUGAAGCUGCAGUAGACCGGAACCUUAGGGGAGCCCGUGAGGAAGUUCGCCUUCUUACUCAAAUAUUACAGCAACCCAAAACAGCAGACCCCCGCUUGAGAAAGGACACAAGGGAUGAAGGGCUUUCCUCAGGAGGGAGUGGUUACCCAGGGACUGGUGGUGCCUCGAGAUCCGAUAAGACGGACUGGUCUUUGUACCAGGUCCCCAACAAGCACUUUGCCUCUUCUAGCAUGGAUCGUGCUUCCAGUUCCACACAGGUGUUCCAGUCUUCGGGUUUUGGUGGCAGUGGAGCAUCCAGCAGUUUGGACAGCCAACUUCCACCAGAAAAACGACCUUCACGCUACACCUCAGAAAGUGCCAGCAGCAUCCUCACCAGCUUUGGACUCUCAAAUGAGGACCUAGCGCUACUAAGCCACUAUCCAGAUGAUCAACUGACACCUGACAACCUCCCAUUUAUUUUACGAGACAUCCGUAUGCGCAAGUCGAAGAGGAACAUCUCUGAUAUUGAUGCAAGAUCCGAGCUCAUGGGCUCUGACCUGCGGCACAGCAGUGUCAUUGACUAUGGACAUUCUAGUAAAUUUGGCUAUCCUGAGGAGAGUUCGGAUGGUUAUACAAGUGAACACCAACCUAAAGAGUCACCUAAGUAUGGGAGGGAAGUCUCUGGACCUCCCUUUAGUGGCAUGGACAUCACAAAGCCUCCUCAGCCAUGCCAAGCAUCUUCAGGCCCUGCACAAGUUCCAAAGCUUCAGAAACCACCUCCAGUGGAUUCAAGACCCACUAAGACAAUCUCAGUGAGACCGUCUGCUUCCCAGUCUAUUCUGCCACUUUCCAGUCGUCCUCCUUCACAGAUGCUGCCUCCACAGAUGCCGCUGCCUCCACAGAUGCCACCUCCUUCACAGAUGGCGCCUCAGCUUGGUGUUCAUCCUCUGAUGACCAUCGAUGACAUCUCCAGAGGUCCAAGCUCUAACUGGAUCCCAUUCCUUUCACCUCCAGUCAGCGUGCCUACUCUAAAGAGACUUCCAACCCCCACCAUGAUGAAUGAUUACUCAGCAGCUACUCCAAGAAUCUUUCCUCAUACAUGCUCUCUAUGUAACAUUGAAUGUGUCCAGAUUAAGGACUGGAUUGAACAUCAGAACACAAAUCUUCACAUUGAGUGUUGUAGACUUCUUAGGAAACUAUACCCUGACUGGAAUGUUGAGGCUGUCUCUGUUUCAAGACCUGAAUCAAAGUCAGAACACAGCAGCUCGAAGCAUCGCACCAGAUCUCACUCAUACUCCAGAUCCACCAGUCCGAAGCGGCACCAUGAUUCGUCAAGUCGCCGUAAACGGUCACGCUCUCGAUCCCGUUCACGAUCCCGGAGCCCUCGAAGGUAUCGGCGCAACAGAAGUCACAGCCGGUCUCGAUCCCCCUAUAGGAAGACUCGAGGCAGCCCUUGCAGGCGUAGGUCCCGUAGUCCGCCAUCCCAACGAUCAAGGUCUCCAGGUUACAGCAGUAGUAGUAGGCGCUCUCCUGCACGUCGAUCAAGCCCCCGCCGAAGCAGUCCCUCCCGUCAGAGAUCUAGCAGUAGUGAACGACUGGCCAAAAAGCUCAUGUCGUCAGCUGAGCUUUCCUCAAUCACAGAUAGUAAUACUUUGAAGGCCGUGGUUAAGUCCUUAGCACCAGCCCUACUUGCUGAACUAGCCAAGAAGAGAAGUAUCUCCACUACUUCCUCAGCAAAGAGAAGCAACAGCAGUUGGAGACUGUCUUCCUCUCCUCCUAAGAGAAGUAAACCCUCCAGUUCAAGCAGACAGUACACCUCAAGGACUACCAGCUCUUUGAAGUCUUUGUUUGUACAGGAUGUGAAGCCUAAAAGCAGGGAUGCCCCAGGCCCUGCCUGUUUGCUGAGGCUCAUGGGAAUUCCUCAUGGCACUACCAGCAAUGAACUGACUAAAGCCAUUGAACCCUUUGGCAAGAUUUAUACUGCCAUCCUCUUCGUAGCCAUUAAAGAGGCCUCAGUGUGUAUGGAAAGAGAGGAGGAUGCCAAAGCUUUGCUCAACUGUAAGAACCUGACAAUUCAUGGGCAAGUCAUUAAGAUCUGCAUGGAGAAGGAUGCAAGAAAAAAUGAAAGAAAAAAAUCUGAGAAGGCUGAGAAAACGUUUAAAAAAGAGGUUACUACAACAAAGCCAACCCAGUCAGUGAAAGUAAAAGGUACAAACACAGUCAAGGCACCUCUGUCAGCUAAAGCAAAAGUGUCGACAAGUGCCAAGAGGUCUCAGGUAACCAAGGCACUCCAAAAACCAAGUGACCCUAGAAAGACUGUACAGUCUGCUAAAGCUAAACCCCCUGCUAAGGGUUCAGAGAAACCAGUUACCAAGAAGAUUGUUAAAAAGGCAAUCCCCUGGAAAAAAAAUGUAGUUGUGAUUUCUGAUCUUCCAGAGGAAGGGGUCACUGAGGAUGAACUCACAAACCUUGCUAAACCCUAUGGCUUCAUCUCGACUCCUGUCAUAGCUAUCAUUCAGCAAAGGGCCUACCUGCAAAUGCCUAACACAGUGGCAGCUGAAGCAAUGGUGAAGGCCUGCUCCGAAACUCCAGCUAAAGUGCAGAACAAACAGAUAACCGUCAAAAUGAUGAUGCAACCUAUCGACCUGAACUACACGGAGUCGAUUUUCAGAGUACUGCUGUGCAUGGAGAAGUCACCUGAAAUUGUCACAUUAACAGAACGUCUACUCAUCGUUAAUAAUGUGCCAAAAACGCUUGAGGCAAUCAAGGAAGUAGAGACCCUGAUCCAACGCCAUGGUACCUACAAGAAGCAUUUACCUCUGAAUGGGAGGGUGAUUUUUGAAAUGGAGAGUGCUGCAACUGCUAGGACCACCUACAGUCAACUCCUCAAGAUUCGUUGUAUGGUCCAGAACAAUUUGCUUGCCUUCCAGCUAGCCAAACCACUCAAAGUAGUUGAGCAGGUGAAAAAGAAGUCACAAGCAAAAGGAGCUCAACCUCCUGGUAAGUCAGCAGCUACAGAAGGGAAACCUAAUACCACAAAGGCUCAAAGGGCAGUGGCUGCAGCAGCAACUACUGCAUCUGCAGCUAAUGGUGGUGCUACUUCAGAAGCAACUCCCAUUGUUGCCACUGCUGGUGCCCAGGACAAAUUGGCUACAGCUCUCUCUAUCACAACGGAAAAAGAUGCCUCGACUGAUGCUGAUGUUGUUAUUACUGAAGGAGAGGAAAUAACUGCUAAAAGCACAAGUGAUUGUGAAGAUAAGUUAGAAGCUGACAGUGUCACAGCUGCAACUGGUACUGUUGAAAUCUCUGCAGGAAAUACUGCAGUCCCCAAUGAUGUGACAGUUGAUAUGGCUGCUAAUGCAGAAAUAACUACUCCUGAGAUUAAAGCAGAAAUAGAUACCCACAAUGAUACCCAAACUGAUAAAGAAUCUGUGGUGAUGAUCCAAGAGACUGAGCUUGAAAUUGCAUCCUCUGUUUCCAUGGUGGAACCUGCAGUUUCACUCGAGUCUUCAAAAGCAGAGAUUGAAGUUGGAUCCUCUGUUCUUUUAUCAGAAUCUGCAGAUGCAGAUGAGUCUGAGAAGGCAGAGCCUGAAUUGACAUCCUCAGGUCUCUCAGGAGAACCUGCCGUUUCAGUGGAACCAGUAAAAGCAGAACUUGAAUUGGCUUCCUCCAUUCCCACCACAAAAUCUGCAGUUUCAGUUAAUAAAGCUGAUCAGACAGAGGCUUCACCCAUGAACAAUCAGAAUAUCCCGAAGGAUGAAGAUGUGCCCAAAGAAUUGGGUCUUACAUCUGUGGAAGAGAAAGCAACUGACAAAGAGAAGUUAGCAAAAGACAGUGAUGUUAAGUUCAAGUCAGAGAUGGAGGUUGUUGCUUCAACAGCUAGCAGUGGAGAAACUCCAGUAGAGGCCAUGACUUCUCUGAGUCCAGAAGAACAUACCAAGGGCACUGAUGUCGUAGAGGGCAGUUGUGCACCACAGGAGAUUGAGAAUGACCUUAAAUCAACUGAACCUUUUGAGACUGAUAAUAACCCUCAACCUAAUGAUCAAACCCAAUCUGGUGAGAAGCUUGUCCUGUCAGCUGUUGCAUCUGACUUUAUUUCAACCUCAGAUCCUGCUUCUGACCUGCCUUCCUCUUCUGAUCAAACUGUUAGUGAUUCAGCUGUCAGUGUUACACCUGCUUCAAACAGUCCCCAAAGAGUACCUGAGCCCUUUGAUGACAAGACACUGGACUUUCCUCCAGUUACACAGGAGAUUUUGAAGGCGCUUGAAUUAGCUGUUCAUCAGUGUCGCAUGCAGUCUUCAUUAAAAAGUGCUGAACAUGAAGCCAAACAAAAGGUUGAUGCUGAGAAGAAAGCUGCAGAGAAAAUGACUAACAAGGUUCCAUCAUGCUCAAAGAUGGCCACAUCAAAUAAAUCUACUCAAGCGGUGAAGAAAACAACCCAAUCUGAGAGCAAAAGUGUGCCGUCUGAGAAAGAGAAAAAACCUCAGAAUUCCAGAACUAGAAACAGGCAGGUGGACACCUUGUCCCCAGAGAAGGAGGCAGCUUCUAGGAACAGGAGCAGGGGCAAUUCUGAAGAAGAUUCCCCUUCAAUAAGGCGUUCCACACCAUCCUCUGUGUCAUCCUCCCGGAAGGGCAGGCAUGCGUCUAGCCCCCCAUCAAAGAGAUUGAGGGGACAUGAUGAUGAUUGCAAGAGUCAUAGCAAAAGCUCACAGCCCUCAAGAAAUCGCUCAAAAACUAGUACAAUCGAAAAGGCAAAAGAGGAAGGGGCAAUAUUAUCAGAGAAACCGUUUCCCUUUAACAUUGAUGAGUUUGUGACCGUCGACGAAGUUGGGGAUGAUGUAGAGGACACUGUGACCUCAAGCUCUGAGUCUUCAGCCAAGGGCAAGAAAUUCCAGUAUGAACCCAAUCCUCUCUCCACGAUCUCUUCUAAUGCAAAGUCGACUCCAGCUUAUAAACCAAAACAGAAUACAAGGUCUAGAUCUACAGCUAACAAGACUAGAUCUUCUGAGACCAAGGACCCUGAAGUUAUUGACACUGCAGAUAAAAUGGAAGCCAAGACUGAAGAAACCAUACUAGUGGCAGAGGAUGUAGAAUCUCAAAAGCAAAAAGAGAAUGAGCCUCUGGAAGAGACUGUGGAUAACCAACUGGAAACUGUUGCAGUGGAACCUGCUGUUGUUGAAAGCGAGAGUACAGAGCCUUCUUCUGAUCUAGAAACAUCAGGUGCUGCAGAGGUGGAACUCAGUGUUCAGACAGAGACCUUAUCAAUAAUGAAAGAAAGCACUGACAUUGAGCCAACCCAGCCUGUUUUUUCCUCCCCUGUCCAGAAGGAAGACUGCCAAACAACUUCUAAAGAAAAGUUAGAGAAAUCAGAAAAUGGUCAUGCUGAGCAGUCUGAAACUUCUGUCCCAGAUUUGGAAGAUGAGGCAACUGUGAUGUCUGAAUUUCCCCUCCAUGAUGCUAUGGUGACUUUUGAUGAGGUUGAGGAGGAUUUUCCUGAAGAAGCAGAUGAGGAACAGCAUUUAAAGGAUGAUGAAGUGCCUAAGGCUCUUUUGACUGUUGAUGAAGUUGUAGAUGAGGAAAAUGGGGGUGAAGAAUACCAGUUGGACAAAGAACUUCAAGGCCUGGUCACACUUGAUGAGAUUGUUGAAGAAGAGGAUGAGGAGGAGCUUGAUUCAUUCAACCCUGAGACACUUGUAACCCUGGAUGAGGCCAAGGGUGAUGAUGAGGAGAUUGAGGAAGUGGAACAGAGUGAGGCCAAGCCUACCAGUCCCAACUUUAAAACACCACCCAGGCCAGAGGAGCGUGUACAAUCUCCAAGCCAAGAGGAAGAUGCUUGUAACCUGGAAGAGCUUUGUAAGAUGAACUAUGUAACUGUGGAUGAAGUAGGGGAAGAAGAAGAGGAACAGCCACUCAGUGAACAGGUCAAGGAGCAGAAGGUAGUAAAAAAGAGAGCUACAAGGGCCAAAAAGAGAUCUCGGCAGACUCCAGUGAGAAGAUCCACAAGAGGAAAAAGAGAGGUGGCAAAGAGUGACAAAGUGCCAGAUGAGCCUGAGGUGAGUGCAGAGGGUGAGCCAGCACCAACUGCCGCCAAACCUGAGAGUCCAUCUUUUGCUUCAGACCCCGUAGAGCUUGAAAAGCCAGAAUCCCAAAAGGCUGAAACUGUGACAGUUCCAGAUUCAUCUAGCACAGAGGUUGUCUAUUCAGGGUCAGAAGAGGAGAGAACUGGAGUCAAAGAUGAUGAAAACUCCAGAAAGUCAGAAAGAGCUGUUGUUGACCCACCUGAUGAGGACAAAAAAACAGCAAUCAAAGAAGAGUCUGAACAAAGGCAGGAGUCCGAGCUGAGGGAGGAACCAGAGGCCAAGAAAGUUUGUUCUCAUUCCGCUGUGAUUGAAGAUGUCACCUUGCCCCCAUAUAGUCCAGACCACCACAUUGGGGUUGAAUUUUUGGUGCCCAAGACAGGUUUCUUCUGCAGACUUUGCUCUCUAUUUUAUGACAAUGAGGGAACUGCAAAGAGUCACUGCAGUAGUCUACAGCAUUAUCAGAAUAUGGAGGAAUAUUAUAAGAAGCUCAAGUCUCAGCAGCAGGGUGGCACAACAUCCAGUCAAAGUUCUGCAUCGGAGUAACCCAUUUCAAAAGUUCAUCUAAGGAUCUCGGGCUAUCUCAGGAUGCAUGUGCAAGUAACAUGGAACGACUUUGGGACUACAGGUGAAUUGUCAUGUGUGUUAUAAUCCAGCACAGCCCCAGAAAUGGUUCUUGAACUCUUUGGCCUCCAUUUGUAUGUUGCAAAAUUAUCAUUUAUGAUAAUAGUAAUAGCCUAUGGUAAUAUAAGUUAUAUUCUAAAAUAACAAAAUUAGUUCGAUAAGUUACAAUUAUAUAUUGGGUAUAUAGGCCUAUUUAUUUUAUUUAUUUUUUGUAUAGAAAUGGACAUAAUUCAGCUUUGUACAUGGGUUCCUUUAUAGUCGUCUAGCUCAGACUACUCACUGACUGGUUGAUUGGUAGUUUUAAAUUGUUAGUUUUGCACAUCUCUACCUAUUACCUGCAAAUUACAUAUUACAGAAUGAAAACAAUAGUCAUUUCAGACACAAAUGUUCUUCAGUAGACUUUUUUGUUUGUUUUUUUGUUUUUUGAGAAACAUUAAAGUUUUUUAUUUUUUUUAUUAUUAUUAUUUUUAUGACUUUUUAUAUCAAAAUAUAAAAUCCCAGUACUUGCAGAAUCGCGAUAAAUAUCGAAUCGGUUAGGAAAUAUCGUUGUAAAAUCAAAUCAGGAUGUCUGGCAAUUCCCAGCCCUAGAAAACAAUUUUUUUUUACUAAUUAUAUUUGAGUAGUUUUUCAUUAUUUUGGUCACAUUUUAGCUUUUAAAUAUAAACAAAUCCAUGUAUUAAAUUAAUAUGAUAAUAUUGUAUAUAUAUUUUGUUACGUGUUUAAUAACAUAAUUUGUGCUAUUUACAGGUGCUUACAUUAAUUUGUUGAACACAUGUUAAAAACCAGUACUGUCUCUUUCAUGAGCUUGUGAAAAAGACUCUGGCCACUGGAUUUGAUCUUAACUUCCAAAACUUUAAUUCAACUAGAUGACACAGGUGCGGGACCACUUUUAACGUAUGCAGGUCCAUACAGUUCCAUUUUUUUAUUUUGUUUAUUUUUUAUUUUUUAUUAUUUUUUAUUGCUGCGUUAGCAGAGUAUUUACCUAUUAUUUAAUUAGCUGUUAAGCCCAUAAAAUAAAUCGUGCAAACUUGUUUGCUGUUAUAGGCUAUUGAGUCUCAAAAAUAAUUAGGCUAUUAAUAUGAGUAGCCUACUUGCAUCUGUGUAAAUAAUAAUUAACCAUUUAUUCAUCUGGAAGGUUUUGUAUGGAAUGUGAACAUUUAUAUUAGAUGCCAUUUAAUGAAAUAUUUUGUCUUGAAUUCAGGGGUUAAAUUGAGAUUUCGGAGGUGGGGAACCUUAAUCGUGUGAUUGCUGUUAUAACAUACAUUCAAUUAAAAAUAUAGGUGUCUAAAUAUGUAUAUAUUUAUAGGCCUGUGUAUGGUAUUUCAUAUUUUUUGAAUGAAUCAGAUGAAUCUCUGACUGGGAUUGUUAUAUAAUUUAUCAAUCAUUUUUAACUUAAUUGAGAAAAUAGUUAUUUGAUUUGCAUUAAAUGACAAAAAUAAGUUUAAUAAUAUCAGAUGUAUUUUAUGCAUUUUAUAAAAAUCAGAUGACAGCUGGUACAAAUUUAUCUUCUUGCCCGAGGUAAGGUGUCACCUUGCCUUUGAACAUGCUAAACUAUCCAAUUAUUUUACUAUUUUAAAGUAAAUGCACAUUUUUAAGGGGUUAAGCAAAAGUGCUACUGCAUAUUUAUCUCAGAAAUGAGUGAGCAGUUGAUUCCAGACAGUAUUUCAUGAUUUCUAUGAAUUACAGAACACAGAGCAAUAGAGAAGCCUUACCCUGCAGUUCGUUCAUCCUCCGCCUAUGACUUGGAAAUAGAAAGACUUUAUCAAAGACAUCAAAUUCAGUAUAUUUGUCAAAUUUUAGCAUGUUUUUGUUUAAGGUGAUUUGUUGUGUCAGUUAUUGCAAUGAUGCCACAUAAAUGAUUACAGACCAUGGAACUACAAAGACUACACUUAGAGUAAGAUUUUUAGUCACCUAUUUGUUUCAAACAUCCCAAUUAAAUAAUUCAUUAAGUUAAGAAGAAGAAAUUAAUAAAAAAUGUAAAUAACAACAACAAUAAACAGAAAUGAACAGGAGUGAACAGUCAACAGUACUAGAAUAACAUUUUGAUAAUUCUGAACAUUCAGUGAACUGAACAAUAACUCAAAUGCAUUAUUAAUAAAAAUCAUGAGCACUCACAUGAGAUAAAGAUUCCAGUCAUAUUAGUAACCUUAUAAAAGCUAACUCAGAACAGAUUUAUAAUUGCAAUGCCUAUUUUUAAAUUGUUUACUAAAGUUUAAUUCAGGUAAACUAUAGUUUGUUAUAACAAUUGUCUAUGACUUGGUUGCCUUAAAAUUAAUUAGAUUUGAGUAUUAUGAUAUAUACUCUUUAACAUAAGUUAACAUGACAAAGCCCUCUAUCAAGCUAUCCUGGCAUGACUGUGUGAGACAAAUAAACCAUCAUAACAAUAAAAGAGCACAUUAACAUUCAAGUUUAUUUUAAGUUUACAACAGAAAACGUUACUGCAUUCUCUGGCUAAGACACAAAGCAUAUAUGUAUAGCCUAUUGGCUUUAGUUUUGUGAGAGCCAAAUGUUUGAAAAUGGCCCCAAAAAUAUAGUGAAAGGUCAAAAUGUUUGAGAUUGCUAUACAACAGCAAUCUUUAUGACAAUUUAUUGGAUUACCUCAAAUCAUGUGUAUUUCUACGUCUUGGGUAACUGAUGUUUGGGGCAUAAGAAGCCCCAUAGAGUGAUAAUAAAUUCAUCCCUUUCACACCUUUUUGUCAUCAGUUGGCUAUUCAGAAAAAAAGGAAAUUAUUUUUAAACAAAACAUUACAUUCAAAGCAUUUUGGUGAACAAAUCAUUUACAGACAGAGUUGAGUACACAUCAGUGAAGGUU
Molecule: messenger RNA, 10161 nt
Organism: Myxocyprinus asiaticus (Chinese sucker)
Lineage: Eukaryota; Metazoa; Chordata; Actinopteri; Cypriniformes; Catostomidae
Product: zinc finger protein 638-like
Exons: 26
Coding region: 450-7271 (2273 amino acids)
Cellular component (GO): nucleus
Molecular function (GO): zinc ion binding; RNA binding
Source: RefSeq, a predicted model, not a curated record